This is a messenger RNA of Tachysurus vachellii, 1475 nucleotides long. RefSeq lists its product as uncharacterized. Lineage: Eukaryota; Metazoa; Chordata; Actinopteri; Siluriformes; Bagridae. The transcript is spliced from 5 exons. The record is from RefSeq and is a predicted model, not a curated record. Bases 1 to 579 code for a protein of 192 amino acids.
AUGACUGACAACCUUGGGGCGCAGGGUAUUUGUAAAGGCUCGAAUCACAGUGACACUGAUCCUCUCUUGUUCGGAAAGCCGAUCAACCUUCACGUUGAACCAAAGAACGUGCCUCAGUCUUUGCCAGAGCUAUCGAUAUUAUCUUCAUAUGGCAACAAUGAAAAAUGGGAAACAUGUCUGGCUGCAUCCUUCUCUCCAAAAGAAGGCACAUUAUCUCUGUCCUUAGAAAAUAAGAAAUCUGUUAAUCACACUGUUGACAGAGCUGUGAUGUCCAAUGACGGGACGUAUUACUUCGCAACAUUUUCCAAAGAUGCAAUCGAAACAUGUCAAAUGAAAAACAAAUCCAUUGAUAGAAAUUCUGUAAAAUCACCAGACUGUGGUCCGACUGACUUGACUGAAAGUCCGACUAACGUGACUGACUUGACCAAUUCAACUGAAAUCUUGAAACUUGAAACAAAAACUUACUCUGGUGAUCCUAAGGGAAACACCAUGCAAUUGUUUGUGAUUGGUCUCAGACUUCUGUUGGCUAAAGCAGUCGGUGUAAAUAUACUGAUGACAUUUAAAGCAUUUCUUGUCUAAAGAAAGAUCCAGAAACUAUCCUACAACCUCUUGCCCAAGCUAAAACUGGUGUACAUCGAAAUAAAAAACAAAACAAAACAAAAAAAUUAAUUUCCUGUAACUGUAAGUGUUCAUAGCUGUUCCUUCAUGUUUCCUAAGAGAUAUUUUCUAUGUUUAAAUUCUUCAGUUUUCUGUAUAUGUGAUUAAAACCUAAGUAUUUCAUGUUAGUCACAUUUUUCAAGUGGUUAUUUUCCAAUGCUAUUUAGUUGAAAAAUUUAAUCUGCUUUAUAUAUCUUAUAUAUGGUUUUAUUAUGUUUUCUACACAAAAUAGAGCGUGCUUAUAGAGUUCAAGUAUUAAAGGAAAUAGUGCAACAUUAAAAUAUUGCCUGCAGACAGAUAACAGUUUUGCAAGUCGUUGCAUUAACCACAGGUUUAACAGCACAUAACCCUGCAAGGCACGAUGUAAACCUCGCUUUCAGAUAACAAUCGACCACACAUUUCGGGUUCCUAAGAAACACUGUGUUUCGUCAUUAAUCGCAAUUCACGAGUGAGAACUCUGUAUACAAUAAAGAAACAAGCAACAGCAAGUUCAUGUUUAAUCCAAUGCUCAUACUCAGGCUUCAUCUAUUGCAGCAAUAUACUGAUGCAAUCUAAACAUUUUCCAUUAAAUCAAAUGCUCAAAACCAUUAACUCAGUUACUCAGUUGUUUUAUAUUUGUGUAUGUCUUAAGAUUGUGGAUCUAACUUUUAAUAUCUGCAUUUAAUUAUAUGGAUCUUUUUUGUUUUUAAUCAAAUAUGAAUAUAAUGAAUAUAAGUAAAAAUGCUGGUGUGUAUGGGUUAUGAUGCAUGUUUAUUUCUGAAGGAUGUGGAUAUAUGAGUUAUAAUAAUAAAAUAAAUUACUCUUUCCAAAAACCACAA